AAGAAGAAGAAGAAGAAGAAGAAGAAGAAAUGUCGUCAUCAUCAUCUACGACGACACUGAGCCAGUUGUUUGAUCUUCCAGCAGGAGAGCAGAUCUGCUAUGUCCAGUGUGGAUUCUGCACCACCAUUUUGCUGGUGAGCGUGCCAUGCAGCAGUAUGUCAAUGGUGGUGACAGUGAGAUGCGGGCACUGCACAAGCCUGCUGUCUGUGAACAUGAUGAAAGCCUCUUUCGUUCCUUUCCAUCUCCUAGCCGCCUCUCUUCCUCACCAUGAUCAUAAUCAAGAUCUUUCUCCCCACCAUAAUCAUCAACAACAAGAAGAAGCAGCAGCUGCUAUAACGGUGACUACUACUAACAAUGAAGAGGAAGAUCAAGAUCCCACCGUUCAUCUCAACCGCAUCAUCAAUAAACCUCCAGAGAAGAGGCAGAGGGCUCCAUCUGCUUACAAUCGAUUCAUCAAAGAGGAGAUCAAGAGGCUGAAAGCUGAUAACCCCAAGAUGGCACACAAAGAAGCAUUCAGCAUGGCAGCAAAGAAUUGGGCUCACUUCCCGCCAGCGAUACACAGGGAAGAUGGAGAUGAUGAUGAGGAUGAAGAUGAGAUCGGGUUUAAGCACCAGCGAAAGCAGCAGCAAGAAGUAGAAGUAGAAGAAGAGGAAGAUCAUCGUCAAGAGCCAAACACACCUUGGAGCAGCUUUGAUGAACCAGAGGAGAUUUUCAGGUGAGCAAACAAGGCAAAGGGUUUUGAGGGAACUUUCCAUUAUGGCAAUCUGAAAGGAAAAGCUUGGAGCUUUUGGGGGCCAAUGGGGCAUUACUGUUCUGUUCCAAUUGGUGCAAUAUGAAAGACACCUUUGUAAUGAAUUAUUGAAUGCAUACACACCUUCUCUCUAUUUCUCUCUAUCUCUCUCUUCUUUCUUGUACAAUAAUAAUUAAACAACUAUAUAUAUAUAUAUAUAUAUAGCACGUAAAGGCAUUGUGACAUUUUAGGGUUAGGGUUUUCUGUCAAAGUCUCAUAUCAAUUUGUGGCAUGAAUGUAUAUAGAUGCUCUUGGGAAUUGGGGUAUUUUGAGCUGCGCGCACACUCACUCACUGAACUUUCACCAUCGGUACUACUGUAGAUUGAGAAACCUAUGAUUCAGCUUCUAUUUCCAAUCCGUAUCUACCUAUAGUUAGCUUGAAUGUGCAAUAAAUGUACAUAGAUG
Molecule: messenger RNA, 1195 nt
Organism: Linum tenue
Lineage: Eukaryota; Viridiplantae; Streptophyta; Magnoliopsida; Malpighiales; Linaceae
Source: the annotation of a GenBank genome assembly